This is a messenger RNA of Nanorana parkeri, 936 nucleotides long. RefSeq names its product olfactory receptor 5V1-like. Gene Ontology annotation, molecular function: G protein-coupled receptor activity; olfactory receptor activity. The transcript has a single exon. Bases 1 to 936 code for a protein of 311 amino acids. Lineage: Eukaryota; Metazoa; Chordata; Amphibia; Anura; Dicroglossidae. Gene Ontology annotation, cellular component: membrane. The record is from RefSeq and is a predicted model, not a curated record. Gene Ontology annotation, biological process: G protein-coupled receptor signaling pathway.
AUGGGUCAGACCAAUAUGACUGUGGCAACCUAUUUCAUUAUUGCUGGAUUCUCAGAGCUUCCUGUUUUGCAGCUACCAAUUUUUCUCCUGGUCCUGCUUAUUUAUUUUCUUACAGUUGGAGGUAACUCAACCAUUCUUCUUCUAGUCUGUACAGAUCAUCGUCUCCACACUCCCAUGUACUUCUUUUUGGCCAACUUGUCCAUAGUAGACAUUUCUUGCUCGACUAUAACUCUACACAAAGCCCUUGAGACAUUUAUAUCGGGAGAUAACACAGUUUCUCUUUUUGGCUGUCUCAUACAAAUCUUUAUCUAUUUAUCUUUGUUAUGUGAUGAGUUAUUAAUUUUGACAGCCAUGAGUUAUGACCGUUAUGUGGCCAUAUGUAACCCAUUACAAUAUCACACAGUGAUGAAUCGUAAAGUAUGUUUACUUUUAGCCUCAGUGUGUUGGACUUGGGGAGUUAUUGAGACCAUUCCUAUAUUUAUUGAAUUACUUGGCUUUACCUGCUACACAUCUUGUAAGUUAAACCACUUCUUCUGUGACAUUGUGCCUCUAAAGAAGUUAUCUUGCAGUGACACAUCUAUUCUAGAGCUUUAUAUGCUCAUUGUCGGGAUGUUAAUUGCCACUUUUUCUCCAUUCCUUCUGACUUUCAUCUCUUAUGUUUUUAUUAUCUCCACCAUACUAAGGAUCCGUUCAAGCAUUGAAAGACGUAAAGCCUUCUACACAUGCUCCUCACACCUAACAGUGGUCGUCCUUCUAUACAGCAGUCUUAUAUUCCAGUACGUGAUGCCACACUCAUUUGUCAAUUUAGACUUGAAUAAGCUUUCUUCUCUGUUUAAUACAGCUUUGAUCCCCAUACUCAAUCCACUUAUUUACAGUCUAAAGAAUAAAGAUGUGAAAGCAGCUUUUAGAAGGAAACUAAAAAUAACCACAAAAUAA